This is a messenger RNA of Caenorhabditis remanei, 789 nucleotides long. RefSeq lists its product as uncharacterized. Gene Ontology annotation, molecular function: imidazolonepropionase activity. Gene Ontology annotation, cellular component: cytoplasm. The record is from RefSeq and is a predicted model, not a curated record. The transcript has 4 exons. The coding region runs from base 1 to 789 and encodes 262 amino acids. Lineage: Eukaryota; Metazoa; Nematoda; Chromadorea; Rhabditida; Rhabditidae.
AUGUAUCGCCUUCUCGUGAAAGGACUGAAACAAGUUGUUCAAAUUGUCGAUGAUGACGUCACUGAAUUUCUUGUUGGCGAAGAAAUGAACAAUAUUAAGAUUCUCAAUGAUGAUUCCGAGUCUCUAUCGAUUCUUGUCGAUUCGAAUGGAAAGCUUUCAUAUAUUGGAGAGUUUAAUGGAGUGAAGAAACGACUAAAAGAAGAAGGAAUUGAUAUGGAGAAGCUGAAAGUGAUCGAUUCGAAAGGAGGAAUUGCGAUUCCUGGAUUCGUUGAUGGGCACUCUCAUCCUGUUUUCGCAGGGGAUAGAGUUCAUGAAUUCGCCAUGAAAUUGGCUGGUGCCACGUAUAUGGAGAUUUCGAAGAAAAUGCUUCGUAGCGGAACGACAACUCUCGAAGCGAAGAGUGGAUAUGGUCUGAAUGUAGACGCGGAAAUGAAGAUGCUUCGUGUUCUUUCAACUGAAAAUCCAUCGAUCCCUCUGGAAGUUUCUGCGACGUUUUGUGGAGCUCACGCAGUGCCGAAAGGUUCUACAGAAGCGGAACAGACUCGUAUGAUUUGUGACGAGUUGAUUCCGAAAAUCGAGGCGGAAAAGAGAAAUGGAGGACUGAGAAAUGUGGAGAAUAUUGAUGUUUUCUGUGAGAAAGGGGUGUUUGAAGUGGAGUCGAGCCAGAAAAUUCUGAAACGUGGACAAGAAGCUGGAAUGGCUGUGAACUUUCACGCUGAAGAGUUGAAAUAUAUUGGAGGAGUUGAGAUGGGAGCCAAGAUUGGGGUUAGUUUCAUUCAUUUUUUGUAA